Molecule: messenger RNA, 1985 nt
Organism: Mizuhopecten yessoensis (Yesso scallop)
Lineage: Eukaryota; Metazoa; Mollusca; Bivalvia; Pectinida; Pectinidae
Product: tumor suppressor candidate 2-like
Exons: 3
Coding region: 48-362 (104 amino acids)
Biological process (GO): regulation of mitochondrial membrane potential
Cellular component (GO): mitochondrion
Source: RefSeq, a predicted model, not a curated record
UUAGUGAGAACUUCCUACUGAGAAUGAGUUACCGAAGAUGAGUGAAAAUGGGUCAGAGAACAUCUUCGCUUGCAUCCAAAGUAUCCAAGUCGGUAUCUUCUUUAUUUACCGGUGCUGUUGACGAUAGCGAGACAUGCCAAAACAGACUCGCAGUGACACCAUUUGUCUUCAAACGUUCAGGGUCCAUGUACUUUGAUGAAGACGACGACCUAGCUCAUGAGUUUUAUGUGGAAAUCAUUGAAGGCCGCCAUCAUUACAUGAAAAAGCAGUAUUGUAACCUUCGCCCUCAGGGUGAAGUGGACUUGCCUCAUCCCCGUCUCAAUGUAGAUUUCCCUAUUGUGAUAUGUGAAGCUCCACGGUGACACAGGAUGGAGGACCUUUGUCCAAACACAAAGAACCUGUAGGAAAAUCAAAGGAACACUGAGAAGCAGCUGAAAUCUAGUCAUUCUCGAGGCUUAUCAAAUUACGUACCCGGAGUCGGAUCUAGAUCGGUCUACAGCAAGUAGGCCACAGCGUGUGAAUCUCUUGCUACCAUUGAGAAAACUUUUUGUGAUGAGCGUGAAAACCAUUCCUUGCUGUGAUUUGUUUUGUCGGGAGAAACUCAUUAACUAGGUAUGCACAUUUAGUUCAUGUCUAACAGUGUUGUCGAUAUGGAUCAUAACUCAUUCAUAUACAUCUCAGGCAUUAAUCGCUGACACAACCAACAUAUAGGAACAUAUAUGGAACAGAUGCCGUAGGCCUACAUGAUAAUAAGUGACAAAGGACAAGUGAACUUUAAACCAAGGAUACAAGUUUAAUUUAUAGAAUAUUUAACAUUAGAAUAUUUAACAUUAUGUUGAAAAAUGCACCAGAGACGUUUAUACUACUAUAUGUCUCUGAUACAACUAUACAAAUUAAUCAGAAUGUUGAAUUGUGAUUUACCUACUUUUUAAUUUCUUGGAAUUCCGUGUACAUUAUAUCAAUCAAAAUUACUCCUAAAUUGAAGCUGACAACGCUAGAUAAGAACCACCGAUGAGCAUUACAAAUAACAUAUACCCUAUCCCAAGAUGAAAUGUAUUAAUUUUUUGUUUACAAAAAAUAUUUUUUCAACAUAUUAGAUAGCUUACAAAUCUGACCCCAUGCUACUUUAAGUCACCUCUUACAUGUAAAUUGCUUGGACGAUAAUAUAACCUACAGAAUUUCUACUGGUGAAUUUGUUUAUGUCUGUGCCAACCUGAUGACAGUCUUAUAAAGUAUAUAUGUGCUUUGGAGAGUUUUGUUUUUCACUGAUAGAAGAUAAUUCACCAGAUGAUAUACCAACCGUCAAUACUCUGGAAAAUCUUUUUCUUGGUUACAAUAGAAUAUUGGAGUCAGCAAGGGGAUCAUUACCUCCCCUUGCUAUCAUUGUCUUCACCUGAGAUACCAUUUCAUUUGUAAGAAAAUGUUGGUUCUUACCUUGCAUUGUAACCUUAUAGAUACCAAGGUAGUAGGAAUAGGAUAAGAUGAUAAAUAUUGUGAUGAGAAUCUGUUCAUGUUGAAAAACAUUUUUUUUGUACCUUUUUCAAGGAGAUAAAUGUUGUAUGGUACUCCAAACUACCACUGGCAUAAAUAUGGGUUAUAGUAUUAGGUUGUGCAUGUAGUAUAUGUUAAUUUAUUUUCAUGACUGUGGUGUUGACUGCAGACUUCAGUUAAGUGUAGAGGAUGGGCGUACCUUGCUAACUGCUGUUUAUUUUACAUACAAACAAAUUCUUAUGCAGAUAAUUGAUAUAUUCACAAAGGGCUACUCUUUAAUAAAUAAUAUCUGUACACUAGCUUGCUUUAAGACUCUAAUUGCCUCGGACACAAAACAAUUUAUUCAACUCAGGUUAGUCAUGAUACAAUUGUGGAAUUUCACAACGUUACACGUUUGGACGAUGAUUAUCGUUGUUGGUGUAAAUGGAGAAAUGGUUUAACAAUAUAUACGGUUUCGUGUUUAAACACAUCAAUUAAUUUUGAAGUAUGUUUCU